GCAUUCUUGCAACCACAUUCACCGUUCACUUGAACUACUGCGUUCGGUAAAAGAAGAGCACACUACGCGCGUAUAUAUCGUAUCGCUUCGUACACCGACAGUAAAAUCGAUCAAAAAUUUCAACAGGUUGCCGGUAACUCUUAUUCACGCCCUAAAUAUUCGAAUUUACCGCUUUGAAAACUAUUGUCGAAGUGCCGGCAAAAACAAACGAGGGGCGUCCUGUUAAUUGUUUUGUAAUCGAAAUGGCAAAGUUUUUUAAUUAAGUGUUUAAUUUAUUUAUUGUACCGUUGCAAAGUGAAAUUUUUUUUCUUGUUGUGAAGUGUUAGACUAACAAAAUUAUCGCAUUUGUUAUAAUUUCAUUUCUGGAUAUCACAAAAAGCUUUCUUCGUAUCAAUAUGGAAACUUUCAUUGUGGAUAAAUCUUUUUACGAUUUUGGAACUGCUGAAGAACUGAAAGAAUUAUGGGAGGCUGAUUUAGAUCCGGCAAUGCAAGAAGUAUUAAAAAUGCAAUCGGGCGAUAUGACGAUAGAAUGGAGUUAUAUACCGAGCAAAGAUUUACCAGGUGUGAUUCUUCACGAUAGACUCAUGACGGACGCCGCUUUGGGAACUAGACCAAUCAAAACUGAACACUCAUACAGUUUAACAUCGGAUGGGGACAGUUUACCGGAUUCACCAACUUCACAUCAUAAAGUCGACGACAUGGAAGAUGAGUGCUUUCCGGCCAUUUCAAUGAAAACAGCUUGUGGAAACCUUCAGCAUGAUCCUUUGAGUAUUAAAGAUGAGCCAAACAGCGAAACGGAUAGCAAUCAUUCGUCAUGUCCUUCGUCACCUCAAUCAAUCUACGUUAAUGCAAGCAAUGUUCCUUUAGAUGUCGAAAUGCCUCCCAUAAGUAUCUCCCAUACAGGACUAAUAAAAUCAACAACAAACACGUUAUUGACGUCUCCUCAUACAGUGAUCCCCCAAAGAUUACAGUUACCACUACAAAAAGCUACACCUACUGUCAAAAUCGAAGCGACAACUUUCCAUAAUCUACCUCCGACACCACCGUCUUGCAGUAGUAGCGAAGAUAGUGAAGAUAACGGUACUAUUUCCCAACCGAGUUCCCCCGCUGCCAGAAAAACCGCCCGCCUCUUAUUAAAUCAACCGUCCACCAGGCAACCUAUCAACACGCCACUUAUCAGUAGUCAACCGAAAGGUUCAACUGGCACUCUAGUCCUUACAGAAGAAGAAAAAAGGACGUUAAUUGCAGAAGGUUAUCCAGUUCCUACCCGCCUACCACUCACAAAAGCAGAAGAAAAAUCUCUAAAGAAAAUUAGGAGGAAAAUUAAAAAUAAGAUAUCUGCUCAAGAAAGUAGGAGAAAAAAGAAAGAGUACAUGGACCAGUUAGAGAGAAAAGUCGAGCACCUUGUUACUGAAAAUACAAAUUAUAGACAAAAAAUAGAAUUCCUAGAAGAUUCCAACACAAACCUGCUCAGCCAACUACAAAAAUUGCAGGCCAUCGUGGCUAGGACGCACCCGCAAAUUAUUAAACAGCUUAAACAGAUACAAUAAUUCCGAAAAUCAACAAAAUCGAUUAUUUUUAAUAGUAUUUUUAUUUUUCGUUAAUCAGCUAUUUCAAGUUAUAGAGUACAAAUUUGUAAAAUCUGUUCGUAACAAUGACGUAUAUUAAUUUUUUCUUGUUGCCAAAAUAUCACCAAUUUUGUGAUUGCUUAUGAAAUAAUCAUUAUUUUUUCAACAUCAAUUUAUAUUAAAUACAAAAUUUAAUAUUAAUGGUUAGUUCUCGAAAAUACAAUCACAAAUAAUCCUCUGGAUUUUUAUCGAUAAAAACAACAACGCCAGAGUCUUCCAUCUUUUUGAUUUUAUAUACAUACAUUCCACAAAUUGAAAUAUAUAUAAAUACCAAAGGUUGAAUGUAGGUAAAACGAGCUCAAGAAAAUAUUUUUCUAUGAAAUGUAUCAAGAAAAAAAAUAUUAUAUUUACUAUAAAUCGUGUACUUAGGAUUAUAUUGUAAAUAAAUUACGUGGGCUGAAGUGCCUUAAAACUAAACGAAAAAAAUGUAGAAACAAUACAUUGAUUUGGGUAAGUUAAUCAUCAGCUAAUUGAUGUGUUAAUAAUAUUACAAAUAUAAUCUUUCAAAUCAAGAGAUUGGAAUGAAUAGGUAAAAAAUGUUAAAAAACAUUCAAACAUACAAGUUAUCAUGUCUAAUGUGAACUAUUUAUUGAAAAGAUGCUGACAACACAAAUUAAAUAGAAGUAUGUUGAAAAAUCUGCCACUUACAAAUAAUACCUGAUAGAGAAGAUUACGAAGAAGCUUUAUGAUCUCAAAGACACAAUCCUAAACUUUUUUUACACAAUUAAACAUUAUUUGUUUGUUUAUAAAAACAAUUUCCAUCUACUUAAUGGGAAAAAAGAAACAUUAUCAAUAUUGAAAAAUCUUACAUUAAUCACACAAUAAUAACAUAAUUAUGCACCAAUAAUGCUGAUAAAAAUAUUGGGUGAAAACUUGGGAAUAAUUGCUAUAAAAUAUGUGAAACUUUCAGUUUGAGUUCAAAACGGAAAAUUUACAAUUAAUUUAUUAAUUGAGAUUUCUUUAUUUUUUUUUUCAAACUCAGAUUCGUUUGAUUCGUACAACGACACUUAAAAAUUCAAAAAGGAUAUAUAAAGAACAAAACCGUCAAUAUAACAUUGACAUUGUAAAAGACCAGGUGUUGAUGUUCCAUCAACAAAAUAUUUCAAAUGGGUUGUACCUUUGAAUAUUCCAUUAUUAACUAACGGAAACUAACCCGGAUCAUUUUCAUUGUUGAUCAAAAACUGAUCGAGUUAAAGGGUUGUAGUCAUAUGAUAUGAUCCUUUCUACCCUAGUACACCAGUGAGUAAAUAUGAACAGCUGACGGGUUGUGUCGUUUGUGUAAGUUUUUUUGGAUCUAAAACUUAAUAAUUCCCUAUAUAUGGUUGUCUAUGAUUAGUUAUCUUGAGCAGAAUAAUUGAUAUAUUUUCGGAAUAUCAGCAAAAAAUAGCUUAUUGUAUGUAUGUGUGAGUGAGGUUAGGAAACUGUGAUCAAAAUAUGGUUCUGGAUUAAGAUGCGCAAUCAGCUGAUAUAUGACCUUGGAUCAUAGUUACCAAAUAGCCCUAUAGCGAGUCUUCAAAGAAUCCACUUAGCUUUACAACCAAGAUGUUCCUAUCAAAUUAACAUAAAAGAUUUUACAAAUAGUCUAGUAAAAUAUGUUCCAGAGAAGAUAAAACUGCAUAAUAGAAAAUCAUCAUUCUUUUUGAAAAACAUCCAAUAGUCUAAAAGGUGUUUGUAUAAAAUGCCCUUACAUAUGUGUAGGUUGGUACGUACAAAUGGAAACAAUUUUCAGUUCUAGUGCUUCUUUAAAAACUAGUAUUGCUGCCAAUGAAAUAUUGAUUAAGAAAACUAUUGUACUUUUGAGCAGAAGAACUUCGAGAUAUGCGAUUAAUGAAGAUUUUUUUGUGAAUAAUAUAAAUAACUCAACUUCUACUAAAUUAACUGAUGAUUGCUUUACGACAUUUCUUGUACUGUUUUUAUAUAAUGUAAAAUAUAAUGACAUUUUUCGGGAACUUUACAAUAUGAGUAAAAAAGAUUGGGUUUUAUGCUACUACGUAUUAUUAUGGGUCUAACUUAAUAUAUUUGCGUAUCAUUAUACAUAAAUGUAUAUUUUUUGAAAGAGCUGAGUCGGGACCAUGCUUUUUGUAUGAUGCUUAAUUUUUUAGAGUAGAUCGCUUAGGAACUCGUUUAGAUUAUAGUGAGAGCAUUAAGGAUAAACUAAAACAAUUAUCGACAAGAAAUUUCAUUUUUAGAUUGAUUAAUGUGUUCCUUAAUGUUCGAAACACCAUCAGAAUAUAACUUUUGUACAAUUAUCACUUGAUGAUUAAUUAAAGUAUUAAUUGGUUAUAAUUAAAAAAAUCAACAUUAUUAUUUAGCACUAUCACUAGUAGGUUCAAGUUCAAGAGUUCUCCUAAAGUUUUCUGGAUCCUGUUUGCUAUUUUUAGAACAUUUUCUAUGAUUGUAUGUUCCACACACAUUGCAGUAAAAAAAGAUGAAAAUUGUUCAACAAAAGAAGAAAAUUACUCAGCUGAAUAAACAGUAGGAAAUUUAUGUGUAAACUUUUAAACACUUUGUCAAUAAGUUUUGGAACAAACGUAUGUAGUGUUGGCUAUCUGCAUUUACUGAUAACACUGAUAAUGGAAGUUUCAUACACAAAAAUAAAGAUACAAGAAAAAAUUAAGAUUCUGCUAUGUAUUGAGCAGGAUUGCUGGCUGGUACUGCCGAUUUUUUCUUUGUUCUUAAUUAUUUGCAGACACAUUUCAUUGCAUUGGUAAUGCGUAAUUUGUUGUUAAUUUCAUUUACAUAUCUAAACGGCCAUGUGCAGUACACUUUUAAUGGCUCUACUCUUGGCAUCAUGUUUUUUUCCUUUCUUGGGGUUGAUUUGAAUUACCUAGUUGCAUGUGUUUUCCAGUCGCCGUUGAACAUUCAUAAUAUCCUUUUUCUUAUUCUUUGAGACAGAUAUGAUGGAUAGUUUUCUGAACUCAAAAAUAAUAGUUCAAUUUAUUGAGAAUCAACAGUUGAGGGGUUUGGUGUUUAAUAGUACAACAGUAAAUUUUUUAUCCCUUAUGUUCUGAAGAGAAUUAUAUGAUCAGGAUUUGCAUUUUAAUGAUUGAUUUGAAAUAAUUUGAUAUGCUUACAGAAUGAUCUUCAGCAAUUUGCCUAAGAUGCUUUGACAAAUUAACUCUGUUUUAAUUAUGCUUUGUAAUUUUAUCAUUAGAAAAAGGAAGUGAAGGGGAAUUUGAGUGAAAUUCAAGUCAAUUAUUGCAAUUUUACAUUAAUUAAUCAUCUAGUUUUUUUAUACAGAAUAUACAGAUAUUAGGAAAUCUUAUACCUCAUCUACAGAUUUUAUUCUAUACAAUAUUUCCUUCAAGUUGGUUCGUACUUUUUUAUUAUUGAUUUUACAAAAAAAAUUACUCCUUUUAAAAACUUGUUAAUGUUCCAAAAUACAAACAUUGAGUUUUUCAGUCUUAUAUGCGGUUUGUUAAAUAGUAAGUAUUUUACUGACGAGUAAAGUACCUAUAUAUUUGACUAUCGAAAAUUGAGUACAAAACUAAAAACUAUUUUAAAAUGUUCAAUUACAUCUAUUUAUACAUAUACAUUUUUUAAGAGAUUGUUGUAUUUUUAACUAUUAUUCUUAUCAUGAAUGAAAGUGAUUACAAAACAUCUCGUAUCUCAAGGUUUUCUAAUAAUUUUGAUAUUUAAUGAUUACAUAUGCAUUUAUUUUGCUAAUAAUAAAUAAAUUCAAAUACAUCUUGAGUUGUGUAACUCACAUAAUAUUAAUACAUUACAUGAACAAAAAUUUAACCUAAUGAAACAACCUUUUCUGGUAAAGUUUUUUGUCACUUAACCCUAUAAGUAAUCAAGAGAGGUUAGGCGAGGGGAUCUAACAGAUCAAAACUGUGAAUAAGUUUUCGAUGAAACAUAUAUUCGGUAUAUUUCCUAUCGUUUAAUGUACUAUGGUAUGCCUCACACCAUCUUUUUGGUAACAAAUACAUUGACGUUCUUUUAAGGGUAGUUUGUCCAUGAAUUCAUUGAUUUAAGUUUAUGAAAACUGUAAAUAUUUUGAAUUGAUAGGUUGGCGCACAAAAAGUAGCGAUGAUGUUGAUACGAGACGAUUCCGAUGGAUAAAAAUGAUAUUUUUCGCAAACAAAGGGUAAAUGUGUGAAAAAUUGUUAAUUUGAUUGGUCUAUUAUUGAAGGAGUUUUAAAUUCUUGGCAACGUAUUACUCAUAUAAUUCUUUUGCAUCAACCACUUUCUUUUGCAUAAUAAUAUUUGUUUUAUUUGACCGAAAAAACUCAUAUUCUAAUAUGCAAUAAGUAUUCGCCACUUUUCUUGAAAGUAUUUUUAAAAUUUAUUUUCUAUUAUCAUAACAGUUGAGUUAGUAAUAUUAUUAUUAAUAUGUCUGUUGUUAAAUAUUUCUUGCUAUCAACAAAUAAUUUGAUUGUCAGACCAUCCUAGAUUAUAUAUAGCUAAAGUAGCAUUCUUUUCAUACAAAAAUGGAAAAAUUGAUUUUGAUAAUGAAAAUGGAUGUGAUUGCAUACUUGUACCGAUUUUUUUGUCUUCAUUUUUCUAUAUUAUUAUAUAUAAAGAUAUUCUUGUAGAAUUCAAAAUUUUUGUCAAACUGAAUAUACAAAUGAAAAAUUUAAGCGGUUGAUAAAUGUUUAGAAUAUGCAAAACUUUUUAUAAUUAAAUAUUUCUUAAAAAUUGAUAAUAAGAUUUUAAUAUAGUUCCAACUUAGGGGGAUAUAUUACUGCUUUUAGGGGACACUAAACAGAAGUUUUUUCAAAAAAAUAUCAAAUAAAUUCAAUUAUAUAUAUCAUGAAAUCAUCAUGGUUUAGUGAAAUGGUUCUCCACAUAGACGUUCCAAUCCGUUAUAUCUUUGUUUACUAAAGUGCACAAGAAAGGUGAAGGUGAGUUUAUUAUUUCCUGUUGGAAAGACUAGGUUUGCGAACAUUGUUCGUCUAUUCAUUUUUGUAUAAAGUGGAAUAAAAUACUGAAGAGAUUAGGUUUGUGCCCACGGUUUCUCUAUUUACUCUUGCUUGUUGAACACAUUUAAUUAAUGCUUAUAGUUUAUUUUUUUAUGAUUAGAUCUUAUUGACUGUGCUCAAUAAUGUGAUCCCAUUAAAAUAGUUUCUGACUUACUAUUACGUGGCAUUUUUUCUAUUGUGAAGUUUGAUCAUAAUAAUUUUCAAUGAUUCAUGUUAAUUUCUUAUAUAUCUAUUACUGAUGCCUUCUCCAGAUUUUUUUACCCUAUAUUUUUCAUGAAAACGUUAAGUUUCCAAAUAUUUGUUAUAUGAAGUAUAUUUUCCUAACAAACAGACUGAAAGUUUGAAUAGAGAAAUUUUAUACACACACAUAUUUAACUUAGUUAUUGUCUGAAUAAAUGUAAAAUCGUUAUAAGCUUAGCAAAUAUUUAUAUACAGGGUAGUCUGAAUAAGUAUCAUUUAGAGAUACCUUAUUGAUCUAGUUUUCAAAUUCUAAUAAUUCAAAAUAUUAAUUGGAUUAUAAAGUAUUAUAUUUAUAUUGUGUUUCAAAAAUUUCGUAAUAAUUACAAAAUUGAUAUUGACUUGAAUUACAAAUUAAUAUUUUGUGAAUUAGUUGCUAGUAAAAAUUUGGAAAUAAAAUGUUUUAUUGGCAACACUGCAUAUUAUAAACAAUAUAAAAAAUUCAAUUAUAAUCUGCCAGUUAUUAUUACUUUGGAAAUUAGAUUCGAAUUGGUAGUCAUAUAAACAUAAAAAUGUAUUAUAAUGUACAGGAUGUCCAGGAUACAGAAAUUCGAGAUCGAGUACUUUCAAUCAAAAUAAUGUAAGAAGUGAUAUCUGCCAAUAAAUUUUAUAUAUAAAAUAAUUUAUAUACAAGUAUAAUGAACUAAAAUGUUCAUUAUAAAGUUAUAAAACUAAAGAAGAUGACUUUGAAAAUCUGCUGUUAUUCAUUACUCAUAAAAACCAUAUAUAUCUUUGACAAUGAAUAAGAUUUUGUGAAAACUUUAAUGAUAUUAAUCAAUUUCUGGACACCCUGUAUGUACUGUCAUGUAUUGUAUAUGAAAAGUGAAAAUUCAGUACUUAUUUGUUAUAUUUAUUUUAACAAAUGUUAAGAGUUUUAUGUUGUAAAAUUUAAUUAAUAAUAUAUAUAGCAAUUAAGGGAAAUACAUUUAACCACAUGAUCUAUCGAUUUUGUCAAUUUUAGUAAGUAGAACACUUGUCAAAAUAUGAUCGGCUUCCUUUCUCAUGAUUCAACAAAAUGUUUCAUAUUAUAAAAACAUUCAAUUGGAGGAGUGACAGAAUACACAUAUGGUAGGUUUACAAGAGACGUAAGCCAUGGUGUUCUUGGGAAGCGUGGCUCAAGGUUAGUGUAAAAAGACAUUUUGUGUUUAAUCAUUGUGGUACCUGUCACGGUUGUUACGUAAAAUACCAAACACGUUGGAUACUCCAGUGGUUAAAUCAAAAUCUUUACCCGGCAUUUUAAAAUGUUUCUGAAAUCUUUCAUUUCACAGCUCACACUGGAGACUUAAAUCUACCAUUAUUUUUACACUGUUUUUCUUGCCUUGUACAAUAUCACAUUUCCAACUUUAAUUUGUAAUCGUUCUUUUGAUUGAUUAGUAAGCCAGCACAUGCCUCUACCACUAACCUCUCCUAUCGUACUAAAACACGAUUCGUGUCACGUUCAUGGCUUCUGGAUUGUGUAAACUUACUAUUAUACAAAAUGUUUUUGAAGCCGAUGCUUUGGGACUAAUAAUAUUUCUAAUAAUUAAUAACUAAUUGACAAUUUUCUAAAAUGAUUGAUAAUGAAAUAUUUUGUGUUAAUAUACCUGCAAUUAUAUUGUAUAUAAAUAUUACAUAUGUCCGUUGCAUUAUUCAGAGUUUAAAAUAUUUUAUAUUGUUAUACAAUUGAAAAUUUAUUUAGGAAAAAAUGCAUCCGAUUAUUUAUUAUUAAAUAAUUUGAGAUUAGGUUUUCAAAAUGAGAAAAAAAAUGAAUAUAGACUACUUAGAAUUCCUUACAAUCAUUUUUAUUCUUUUAAAAAACAAUGUACGAUAUAGAUAGUUAACAAGAGUAGAAGUUAGUGAAAAUACCUAGAAACUGCUAUAAGAAGAAACCGUAAAGAAAUUAACUGAAAAGGGACGAAGAAAAAACAGAAGCAAUUCACAGAAAGGGACUCUAAAACAUUUUCAAUGAGAUAACCUUCCAAAAAUAUACAUAGAACAUAGUGGCAAAGAUGUUAUACAGAACCAAAAAGACAACUUAAAGAGAAUAGAAUAGGAACGAUAGAAAAUGAAAUAUAUAUUAAUUGAUUCAGGUAUACAAAGAGAAAAAACAACAGAAAGAGAAAUACAAAAAAAAAUAAAUUUGAAAGUUAAAGUCAAUAAUUGAAAAAAUCUUCAUGUAUGUGAUAAAUGUGAAGUACAGUGGUGUAUAAUGAACAGAAGUAAACAAAUGUCUUGCUAAGUUGCUUGUCAAGAAGGAAAUCAAACCAAACCAUAUCUGAAACAAUUAACAAAAGAAAUAUUCUUGUUCAACAGAAGUAUAUACAGCAGAAUGUCUUAGGAAACAACUUAGAGAGAAUAGGCUAAGAACAAGAGAAGAUAAAACAGAUAGAAAUUUAUACGGGUAUUCAAUUCACAGUAUAUCGUCAUAAUAGUAAGAACUCACGGCAAGGGAAAGAAUGAGAGUAAAUAUGAAAACAAUUCCAAGGAGCUAAAAUAAAACUAUUAUAUAUACCUUUACAUGAAGAAAGAGAUGUCCAUGUAAUAUUUCCAGAAUUUCCCAAAGCUUUACGUUUUUAGAAUUUAGAUCCUAAAUAUCUAAGAAAAAUCCGAAUGAUUUGGAAAAUAGAGCAAACAACCGACAAAAUAUUAAUGCCAAAACAAAUACAAAAGUUAUACCCAUAGAAAAUGUUAACAAACCUAAACAAAUGUUUUGAUAAGUUAAUAUUAACUAAUAUAUUUAUUGUUGUUUGGAAUUUUCAGUUGUCUAUGUUCAGUAUUAAUUUUUUUAUCGAAGAUUUUACAGUAGGGGAGUCCAAUAGUAGAAAUUUGGGUUUUCUUGAGAAAAAUGGAGAAUAUUUUAGAUUACAGAAAGAGUGGAAGGUUUUUUAAUAUUUCUCCUUUCUGUAGUGUCAGAUAUUAAUAGUUUUGGUAUUCCAACCUGUCUAUAUAACGAAGUUUUAUUUAACUGCUAGGAGAGACAGCAGGAAAAAAAAUAUUCAAGUGUAUCAGUUCAAAGACAAUGUUAUGUAAGUCCUGAAAAUUCAAAUACUAAUGAUUCCAGUCAUGCUAUUAAAAAAUAUGACGGAUAUUCCAAAGAGUUUUCUAGAACUGAUGGUUGAAAAUAUUUUAUGCCAAGAAAGCGUUUAGGAAUAAAAAUAUUUUAUCAUUUCUCGAGUAUGGUUUUUUGAUAAAAUUAGUAAACACUCAGAACUUUAUUGAACGACAAUUAUAACACUAAUUUAGAAUACUAUUAACAAUUUAGUAAUUGUCACUUCGAAAAUAUAUCACUUUAUACCACUCGUAUAUACUAUACUCCUGCUUUAUACAAGUAAUGUUCCAAAACAUGGUAGAACCUUCUAUAUUAACAGCCAAGUUUUUCCAGAAAUGCCUUGAACUAGUUCAACGGUUACCCAAUAGAUGUACUAUUUCUAUAAUUUCCACUACAUAAACAUAAACGACUGACACCAACAGAUGGCAUGCGCCUGUGUCAGUUAUAAUAUGAAAAAUUCUGUAGAUUUUUUAAUUAAAAUUAAACAAUUAAAAAAAUUUUUUGUCCAUCUUUAUAUUCAUUAGAGGAAACAUAUUUGUAUCUGAGAGAAUCAGACAGAAAAAGUGGAAGAUAAAGACAGAUGAGGAGUGGAAAACAUAUGCUUCACUCCAGCUGCACCCACUAAAAUUUAUCAACGAUUUUGGCAACUACAAGUUGUAGAAAUUUAUUUUUGUAUUAUUUUCUACAAAUAAAAAUAAAAACAAUCUCACUCGAAAAUAUCAAAUAAAAAUUUUUUGACUCUUCUUCAAUUAACCCAAAUUACUUUAAUCUGACAUGUUCAAAUAUUUCUGAAGAUCAACGAUUUCUUACAAAAUAUUAAUUUGUCGGGUUUGAUCUAGUCCCAAAAUCACGUUUGGACUCUACUACUAUCAGCUUUCUAUUUUUAAUUUUAAAUAAAUCCCUAUUUUUGUAUAUAGAGCGUUGCGAAGUUAAAGUAUAUUUACUAUACUUAAAUGAAAUUGAAAAAUAGACUAAAUGAAAAUUUACUAAAUUAUCUAAAACAGUUAUAAGAUAAUGUAAUGAAUUUUCCAGUCAAUAAGUAAUUUAUAUUUACUUAUUUGGAGAAAUGCUGAAAAAACUAGAGGGGUAAUUCGUUUUAUGUAUCAGCAUGUACAUAAACUUGAUUUGAUAUGAUUGCUACUCGAAAAAACAUGUUACGUAGCAGCAGUGGCCUAAUGUGUACUUAGAACUCAGUCUUAUAAAAGUGGUACUAAAAUCGAAAAAGAUGGUGCCAAAUUUUAUAAUUACAUUUUUUUUUUCGGCAGACAACAGUAAUUAAAUUUUUAUAAAUCAAGUAGUCACAAAUUUGACGUAUAAAAUUUACCCUUCUAUCUUUUUUAACAUCAAUUCUUUCAUACAAAAUGUACAAAAAUAUUUCUUUCCAAAAUGAUUUUUUAUUAUUUGUUAAAUAUGUAUUUUUGUGCAUUUCGUUUAUAUAUAUUUUGUAAUUUAUGUAACUACAAUAUUAUGUGCAACCGUAAAAUGUUUUUUUUAACUAAGGGGCCACAUAAAUUUAAGAGAUUUUUGUCUGCUUAAUUGCACUGGGUACCAAUAGCGAUUGUUUGUAAUUACAAACAUUAAUAAAGAAUAUAUAAAA
Messenger RNA from Diorhabda carinulata, 11415 nucleotides. RefSeq names its product cyclic AMP response element-binding protein A-like. The transcript is spliced from 6 exons. Bases 396 to 1550 code for a protein of 384 amino acids. Gene Ontology annotation, biological process: regulation of transcription by RNA polymerase II. The record is from RefSeq and is a predicted model, not a curated record. Gene Ontology annotation, molecular function: cAMP response element binding; DNA-binding transcription factor activity, RNA polymerase II-specific. NCBI's taxonomy places the organism in Eukaryota, Metazoa, Arthropoda, Insecta, Coleoptera, Chrysomelidae.